This is a messenger RNA of Hyphopichia burtonii NRRL Y-1933, 354 nucleotides long. RefSeq lists its product as uncharacterized. The transcript has a single exon. NCBI's taxonomy places the organism in Eukaryota, Fungi, Ascomycota, Pichiomycetes, Serinales, Debaryomycetaceae. The record is from RefSeq and is a predicted model, not a curated record. Bases 1 to 354 code for a protein of 117 amino acids.
AUGAUCAUUGAUCCUAGUUCAUAUAGUAAUCGAGACCUCCUUCUAUUCACACAAUUACUCCAUACCAAAGGGUACAUUGAACCCAAGUCAGUGGAGAACAACGACUCAAGUCUAGACGAUAUCAGCACCGAAUGGUUCCAUCAUACCUCUACCCAACUUUCGAUUCAAGACGGAUUACCCAUAGACAAACCCUGGAGUCGACAACAAUGCUACCAGCUAUACCAAAACUUGCUCAAACUGAACCCGGACUGUGAAAACACCACCGACCUAGCCAACCACUACUACUACACCAGAAUCAACGAACUUACUUCCAAGAUUGACCAGUAUAAACUGACCUUCCCCAAUUUGGAAUAA